Molecule: messenger RNA, 1747 nt
Organism: Phycomyces blakesleeanus NRRL 1555(-)
Lineage: Eukaryota; Fungi; Mucoromycota; Mucoromycetes; Mucorales; Phycomycetaceae
Exons: 5
Coding region: 1-1617 (538 amino acids)
Biological process (GO): SCF-dependent proteasomal ubiquitin-dependent protein catabolic process
Cellular component (GO): SCF ubiquitin ligase complex
Molecular function (GO): protein binding
Source: RefSeq, a predicted model, not a curated record
AUGGCUGCCGCGAAGGAGCUUAAACAAACACUUAAAGCCAAUAAAUACAUACACAAGGUUGACAAUGUAUUGCUAGGUGUUGAAAAAAAUAAGGGUAUUUGCCGCAGUGCGAUGCAAAAACCGCCUCGUAAACGACAACGCCGAACACCACAGAUCAGUCGCUUGAUCGAUUUCACAAGUUCACUUUUGUCGGAUGAGAUAGUAUUGCAUGUGUUUAGCUAUCUGUCUGCAAACGAUCUUGCUCAAUGUGCUAUGGUCAGCACAGGUUGGUCCCGAUUAGCCAACGAUGAAUUGCUCUGGAGACCUCUUUUUCUCGAUAGAUUCCGUCAUCGAUCAAGAUUGAAUUCUUGUAAUGUCCAUCCUUGGAAAACAAAGUACAAGAUUAGUCACAACUGGCGCUCUGGUAAUUGCCAAAUUGUCCAUUCAGAGAGAAAGCAACCUAUGCCACCCUGUCAGCCUUGUAUUCAAUCGAUAGACUCCAUUUUGUGCCAGUCAAACUCGGGUUCUCAGAUAGAAAUCUGGUCUCUGAAAAAAAACCGUAUUCUCGGAUAUCUUCAGGCAUUAUCUCACCAAGAGGUUCCUGUUACAUGCCUAAAGUUGAUAAAAACUAGCCAAGAAGACAUAUAUCAUCUUGUGGCCGGAUAUGAACACGGGGGAAUGGCCAUGUGGGAAAUCGAGAUUGUGAAAGGCGGAUAUAAUGCUACAGAAUGGGUGGAUUAUCGACCUUCGGCACGGUCAGCAGACAGUGUGGUAUCAAUUGCCAUGGCAUAUCCUGUUGUAGCCAUCUGCACUGCUGCCAUGAAGAUCUCUUUAUUUAAUGUCAAUCAGAAUACAGAAAGAAAACGUCUAGGAUUGAUCUACCAGCUGCAGAGUCCUGUGCAUUGGACCCCAGUUGAGCUUGACCUCAAGUUACAGAAGCCAUCUGCAGGUUGCAUAAAGGACCGUUGGCGGCUGCUGGUGUGUUUUGGCAUGGGUAUCGGAACAAAUGCUUACUCUAUUGGAAUACAGGCAAGUGCGAGUCAUCUGGAUAAAAAUCUAACAGAACUUCUAGCCUGUUUCCUUUUUAAGACUAAUGAAAUCAUCGUCUCGCUUCACACAUUGAUUUCUUCUCGACACUGUUCUGCCCUUGACCAAGAUACGUUCUUCUUUACACCUAACCUUACCAAUACGACCCAACCUCCUAUCACUGCUAUUGCAUACGAUGCACCAUUCCUUGCAACCGCUCAUGCGAAUAAUACGAUUCGCCACUAUAGAGUAGACAUUACUCCUGACGUCUUCAAUCUCGUCUUUCUACAGACUCUAUAUGGCCACACAUGCAUGGUUACUGCGCUUACUUUGGAUGGGCCCGCCAGACGGCUUGUGAGUGCUGAUCGUACAGGUCUCAGGAUAUGGGAUCUCGCAUGUACCAAAGGAGUGCCUAUGGAUCGUAGUGGCCAAUUGAUAAAAUGGCACCAAGGAGUUGAUUAUCUGGUCAGACUCGAUCUUGAGCACGACGAGGACUAUCCAUGGCAGAUAGACUGGCUGUGUUCGGAUGCUACCAAGAUAGUAGCUCUCAAACGACCUCUAGUGCCUGAUGCAGCCAUGUCACUUGUGGUGUGGUCCUUUGGGGAGAAUUAAAAUUCAUCCAAAAGCAACACUAUUAUAUAUAUUUAUGCAUAUUUAUUACUAUGUUUUGUUUGUAUUUUUUUUGUUGGCUAUAAAAAUGGCUAUAAUGAAUGAAUAAAAAAAACUCAUCGAUCACAACACU